This is a messenger RNA of Rosa chinensis, 1017 nucleotides long. Its product is annotated as receptor-like protein EIX1. The record is from RefSeq and is a predicted model, not a curated record. NCBI's taxonomy places the organism in Eukaryota, Viridiplantae, Streptophyta, Magnoliopsida, Rosales, Rosaceae. The transcript has 4 exons. The coding region runs from base 1 to 1017 and encodes 338 amino acids. Gene Ontology annotation, molecular function: protein binding.
AUGAGUGGUGGGUCUAUGCAUUCUGGUUUGGUUAGGCUUGUGUGCCUGGCCAUUGCCUCUGCUAUUGGUUGUUUCAAGUGUUGGAAGCUCCAACAACAUCAUGUGCUGGACAGUGAAAAGCAUGCUCUUCUCCAGUUCAAACAAGGCCUUGUGGAUAAGUCCAAUGCUCUUGCCUCUUGGAAAAGUGAGAAAGAUUGCUGCAAGUGGAGAGGAAUAGCAUGCGACAACCAAACAGGUGCUAAUUUCAGUGGACCUGUUCCUCCCCAACUGGGAAACCUCUCUAAUUUGCACACUCUUGAUCUUUCCUCCAAUGAUUUUGAAGGAAUGAUGAUUCCCAAAUUCAUUGGCUCUCUGAGUCAAUUGAAAGAACUCAAACUUGCAGAUGCUAAUUUCGGUGGACCUGUUCCUCCCCAACUUGGAAACCUCUCUAAUUUGCACACUCUUGAUCUUUACCGGAACGAUGGUGUUAGUUCUGAAAAUCUUGAGUGUCUAGCUGGCAUUCAUGUUUUGGACCUCUCUCACAACAAUAUUUCAGGAGGCUUGCCAGAUUGCUUCAAUAACAUAACCGCAUUGGCUAAUGAUACUGGAGUUGGUGAAAUUGUGGAACUUAUGUGGAAAGGAAUAGAAAGAGAGUUUCCCAUCUUAUGGUGUCUUGGACUUAUCACACAACAACUUGUCAGAAAGAAUUCCAUCAGGCACCCAACUCCAGGGUUUAAUGCUUCUGCAUAUAUGGGAAAUCAUGGACUUUGUGGACCACCGCUGACACCAAAUUGCUCACCAGAUGGAGCAACUCAAGCUGAUGAUAACAAAGAACAUGAUAAUGAUGGUCUCAUAAGCCUGGGAUUUUUAUCAGUGCUGUGCUGGGAUUUGUCACUGGAUUUUGGAUGGUCUGCGGCAGUUUACUGCUUAGGAUUCUUGGAGAUAUGCUUAUUUCAGAUUCCUGACAAUUCAAAAGAUUGGAUUUAUGUCAAAACCGCUGUGUACAAGGCAAAAGUGCAAAGGAGACUUCAAAGAUAA